CAGAAAAUAAUAAUAAAAAAAAAUGAGCUGACACGAGACAAACUGUUGUUAUAGCAACUUGAAUGGCCAGUCUGUGUGCAGCGCAGGGCUGAAGACGACGUAACGUGUGUGGUUGUAGAUCUCGACGCCGUCUCGCUACAAAUCGGAAAAUAUCUUGGCUGUCUCACUGCUGGCUGUGGUUGCCUGUCGGUAGUGGUCGGUGAAUGCAUGGUUCUUCUUCUUCAUCGAUAUAGCCCGACUUGUAGCGGCAAAAACGGGUAUCGCUGGCUGUCGAAGCGGCUCUUUAAGGCUGUAUGUUUCAGAGCGAAUUUUUUUUUUUUGAAGUAGCACAACCAUGGGCGUGGAAGUCGAGACAAUAUCCCCCGGUGAUGGAAGAACAUUUCCAAAGAAGGGCCAGACAUGUGUUGUUCAUUACAUAGGUAUGCUGCAGAACGGGAAGAAGUUCGACUCCUCUCGAGACAGGAACAAGCCCUUUAAGUUUAAGAUUGGACGGGGUGAGGUCAUUAAGGGCUGGGAGGAAGGAGUAGCACAGAUGAGCCUGGGCCAGAGGGCAAAAAUCACCUGCACACCAGACAUGGCUUACGGAACUACAGGCCACCCCGGGGUCAUCCCCCCCAAUGCCACACUUAUAUUCGAUGUGGAGCUGCUCAAGCUGGAGUGAUGCCUGCAGACUAAAUGCGAAGCAUGAAGGUUAACGAGGGCUGCGUUCGCCACAACCUGUUUCCACAGGGAGACCAUACCCGGCUGCUGCCUCCCACCAUCAACUGGCUCUUCUUUGAUUUCUACAGUAUUCUUUAGUUCAAUAUUUAAAUGUAUCUACUGCUGCUUUGUUGCCAUCUUGUCAUAACAGAUAUUGCAAGAAAAUGUUCACAUCAUUCAAUACUUUUUUCACACACACACACACACACACACACACACACACACACACACACACAGGGGUUUGGUUUCUUUGUUAG
Molecule: messenger RNA, 956 nt
Organism: Larimichthys crocea (large yellow croaker)
Lineage: Eukaryota; Metazoa; Chordata; Actinopteri; Sciaenidae
Gene: fkbp1b
Product: FKBP prolyl isomerase 1B
Exons: 4
Coding region: 335-661 (108 amino acids)
Biological process (GO): protein peptidyl-prolyl isomerization
Cellular component (GO): cytoplasm; sarcoplasmic reticulum membrane
Molecular function (GO): peptidyl-prolyl cis-trans isomerase activity
Source: RefSeq, a predicted model, not a curated record